GUGUGACCCUACUCUAUUCGUCUCAUAUGCGGGGAUGAAAGCAUAGCUAACUACUUCUUGUCGGGUCCAUUGCACGUCCAUCGCCUCCCGCUUCUAUUGCCGAAAGCGGGCUUGCAACCAUCAUGUCUGAUCGCAUGACAGCUCCUGUGUGCUCUCCCCUGGUCUUGAGUAGAACUGCACCGUUGCAGUGCCCUGCCACAACUCCUUCUACUGGAAGACACCACCAGGAACAUUUGAAGGCGGUCUAUGACAAGGCGCAAGAGGCUCUGACCGCGGCAUCCUCGGUUGUCGCCGAUAUCGCCUCGGGCCUUUACGACUUGGAAUCCUGCCAGACCGAUGUCUCUGCUCGCCUAUGUGGACGUCCUUCUCGGGUCAUCGGCAAGAAACGCAAGCUCAGUCCCUCCGUCUAUGACUACAACGACUCGUGCUUCUUCGCCUCAUCCAAGGCCGACACGCCAACCCAGGAGCUCCUCCCCGCCUCCCGCAGCGAGCUCCGGAACCACCAGCUGCAGGCGGUGCGCUGGCUUGCCUCCCUGGAGCGCUGCGGCGCCGGCGGCGUGUUGGCAGACGAGCUGGAUCAAGACCGCCGAGCCGAGGUCGCCGGCCUCAUGUCACACCUCGCCUCCAACCCGCCCGACUUGCUUCCGCUGCCGGUUCCAGUACCCAUGCCAUCACAGGCCUUUGCAGCUCAGCAACAACAACAGCAGCAGCAGCAAUGCCAGGGUGCUGGUCGGCAGACGCAGCAGGGGCAACAACAGCAGGCAGGGUUUGCGGGUGUGGGCGGUCCUCUGUCAGCGGCACCGCACACGGCUAAUGCGGUGGUGCUGCUAGCGCCCGGCAGCUCGCUGGCGGCCUGGUCCGAGGCCAUCAGCGAGCAUGUGGACGUGACGGUGCAGGUCUACGAUGGGUCACCAGCCAGUACGGCGGCGUUGCAGACUGCUUGUGCAGGUUGCGCCCCCUCUCCCAUGCUGCGUCCCGGCACUGCGGCAACCACUCGCCGAACAGCCAACGGUGGCGCCGGCCCCCUCACCGGCUCCGCCUCCUCCGGCAGCAACAGCAGCGCGGCUGGCGUCUUCCCACCCGUCCUGCAGCCCGCCCCUCCCCUCCAGCUCUUCCGCGCCUGCACCUCUGCUGGCUCCUCCAAGCUGCUGGUGGUGCUGGCCCCCUUGGAGCACCUGCCUCGAGACGUUGCGGUGCUGUCACAGCUGCCGCAACGCAUGAUGGUGGUUGACCUGGCGGCGCGACCCGGCGGGGGAGGCCGCAGGGAGGCAGGCGGCAGCGGGGGCGGCGCCGCGGCGGCUAGCGGUGACAGCAGCGGCAGCGCCAACCGGCCCUUCGGGCCGUUUUCCUCGGGCUUUGCUGUGGGUUCGGACUCGGGGCCGCGGCAGCCGUGUCCACGGGCGGAGGGCAUGGACCUGGAGAGCUACCCGCACCUGCACCUACUGACACGCAUGCCAGCUGCAAGCCGGGUGCUGCUGUCAGCCGGCCUCUCCGAGCCCCGCGGCGACGGCAUUUGGCUGCUGCUGCAGCUGCUGGCGCCCAACGUGCAGCAGCCGCUGUGGCAGGCGGUCAGCGAGCUGCAGCAGGGGCUGCUGGCCAGCGGGGACGUGGGCGCGCAGUGCAGGGAGCGUGUGCUUGGAGAGCUGCGCGAGCGGCUGUGGGGGCUGCUGCGGCCGCUGACGCUGCACCGGCGCGCGCGAGACGUGGACCUGGGCACCAUGCGCUCUGCCGCCACCAGCCUCAACCUGUACGACCACUUCUCAGCGGCCAAGGCGGACGGGGGCGCGUGAGUGGGAGGUGGGCGAGGGAGGGACGGCGUAUCGUCGGUUUCGCCCAUGUACUGUUUGUUUUGGUGACCCGUGGGUCUCGUUGCCUGACUGCGCGGAGCGCUGAUUUUGCUGCUUUAAGCGCGCGCUAACUACCUGGGAUCCGUGGGGAAUUUGGGUGGGGCUUUUUGAGUCUGUACGUAUGCGUCUGCACCCACGCAACGUAGGAGUGCCAUGCCCAUUUGACCAAGCCAGACGCUAGUUGGUUGGUUGGGCGGUUCUGUUAACAGCCAUGGCAGGCCCCCCUAGGACAUGUUGGACCUGUGUGCGUGCGUGCGUGCUGCGUGCAAAGCAUGCCCACUAGUUACGAGACGAGGAGAUUUGCGAAUGUAUGUACGGGUAUUUUAAGAUUGCGAACUUGGUUAGGCUGCGAGGUCAGUUCCGGAGGCUGCUGUGCCGUCCUAUUCUGUGCCACAUCGGCUCACGGUCGCGAGGAUGCUCCCGGGGUAAGCGGUGAGUAAGCUACGCGUGGUUUGCUGUUGGGGCGUCCAUGCAUGCCCAGCAUUAAGGCUGGCCUCCACCGUUUGUUCGGACCCGUUCAUAUCUACAAUUUUGAGGGUGAAGACGAAUUUUGGUCAUUUCGGACUUUUCAUGCGGGUAUUUCAUGCAUUCACACGUCGCCGCGUCUAGACAUAAGCCACAG
Astrephomene gubernaculifera is the source of this 2469-nucleotide messenger RNA. The record is from the annotation of a GenBank genome assembly. NCBI's taxonomy places the organism in Eukaryota, Viridiplantae, Chlorophyta, Chlorophyceae, Chlamydomonadales, Astrephomenaceae.